UUAAAAGCUAAUACAUAUUUUCACACAUUUCUAGAUUAUUUAGAAAUAUUAUAAAUCCAUUAUUUUAUAGAAAAAAUUGCACAAUGGUGACAAUACGCUGUCGGUUUAAGUGGAAGGAAUUAUGGACACUAGCAUGGGAAUACAUAAAAUGGAAGACUGCACAAAUUAUUUUAACUGUUCAGUCUCUUUCUUACAAUGAUCAUAUCAGUGUUAAUUAUGCAAUUGAUUGCUUGUUAGAACCAAUAUUCUGGUUUGUAGAUAAUUUUGCUGGAUAUUUAGGAAGGGUAUUUGUAUUUUGUGUGACAGUUCUCACAACAGCAGUUGUUGGAGUAGCAUAUUGGAUUGGCUUACCAUAUUGGUGGCACAGGAACCCAUACUUUACAGUAUUUCUAGUAAUUUUUGGGCAUUGGCUGCUAUUGAAUAUUGUGUUUCACUAUUAUAUGGGUGUGAGUACACCGCCAGGCUACCCUCCUCAUGGUGCUAUAUUGAUUGAGGCUGCAAGUAUAUGUAAGAAAUGUAUAUCACCAAAACCACCACGGACACAUCACUGCUCAGUUUGUGAUAGAUGCAUACUUGCCAUGGAUCACCACUGCCCAUGGCUCAAUAACUGUGUGGGAUAUUAUAAUGCCAGAUAUUUUUACCUGUAUAUGGUGUAUAUGGUUGCUGGAAUUUGUUUUCUAAUUAUAUUUGGAUUAGACAUUGGGUAUCAAGUACUUUGGGUGUAUGAUGGCAAUACAACACCAAUCAAAGAUGAGCCUGAUUUAUUUGGUCAUCCAUUAAAAUUGAAUAAAAGUGGAGUUCUCGUCCCGGUUAAAGAUAUUCCUGAAUAUGAUUCCAUCAACUUUCCUCGUGAACACAUUCUACCCACACCAGAGAUCACGCAGUUAGAUCUCAUUUCAGCUGAUCCCUGGAAGAGGAAAGCUAUAGUAUUUAUGGCUAUCACCUGUCUUUCUGUUCUUUUGGCUCUCGGAAGUCUGGUUACCAUGCACGGUAAGCACAUAAGUAGAGGUGAAACUAGUGUGGAGUCACAUAUAAAUGCAGCAAUGGAGAAAAAAUCCUCUUCAUUUAGGAAUCCAUACAACUUUGGUAGAAGAAAAAACUGGAGGAUAUUUCUCGGUUUAACACAAGGUAGGACGUUUUUACACGUACUAUUCCCAUCAAGGCACGCGCCCACAGGCAAUGGCCGUACAUGGCAUAUGAUUAGUAGUGACAUAGAAGACUGGCCCUAAGAGCAUUUUGUAUUUGUGUAUGACUUAAACUUCAAUUUGAGAUAAAGUUACUUAAAUUAUCAACCUUUGUCUUCAAGGCUCUCAUAAUUAAUUGAAUAAAAGCUUAGGAUUAAUUCUUAUUUAUCGUGUAUUCAACAAUAAUAUAAAAAAAUGUGGCGCAUAUUUCCCAAUAUGUGUUUUUGAUGUUGAAUGCAAUGUAGAGCAGUUUAUUGUAGUAGACAAUAAUGAAAAAUAGAAUUAAUAGUCGAAUAAGAUAUAUACGUUUUACAUACAGUAUCAAUGGAAUUGAUUAAAAGUCUCGACAUUCCAUGACUUAGUCCAGUUUCCAAGAACGAUGAUAAACUUGGGACUUCGUAGUUUUAUCCGCUUAUUCAUAAGAAUUAACCUAAUACCUAAUUGUCUCUUUUUAUAACAGCGUAAAGUCAAUACUACAAAAAGUUUUUAUGUGUUUAGUAUAUUUGAUAUAACUCAUAUUAGUUAAAUUUUAUAUAAACCUUUUUUUAUUUUAUUUAUUUUGACUGAAGCGGUAGGCAGAGGCCACGGCUGAGUUGCCUCUCUCGCUUCAUUGUCUUUCAUGCCAUUCACCAAGCAUGCUCGUCGGUUAUGGGUACUUUUAACUUGUCCCUUCACUAGUAAGUCCUUCAUUUGGUUGGACCAUAGGUUGCCUUGUAUAUCCUUACAUACAGGAUAAAUACUUGUUAACAGCUUACUCAUCCGUUCUACAUGGCCUAACCACCUAAGAAUUGAACACUCACGGUGCCUUCUUAUCCCUUAUCCUACCUUAUCUCACGCUUUUCUCGAUAGGAAACCAAUCCGUGCCGGGUACGUUUGAUUCUGACGCAUGCCAUAGAGUCAAAUAUACUUUUUCAAACCCCACAUACUUCGUUAGUUACCCUUGUAUCUGUAUUUAAAGCUUGUAUGUAACCUGUUCGUGUACAUGUUAUUACAAGUAUAAUUAAUAUUCCUCUUGCAGUGAUUCCACUAUUAUUCUUUAUAAAAUGGUUGGACCAUUUGUGUACCCAGUCAAUUACAAGAUAUCGUCAUCGUCGUUGUGUAUAGGCGACGACACACCCUUCUUUCAAUCUACGACCCCUUCCCUUAAUCUCUUGUCAGAGAGUCAAUCAUUCUUUUCCAUGUGAUUAUUUUUAUGAUCAGAUAGUAUUCUAGACACAACUCCAACAAUUUCCUUCCAUUUUCAUUCACAAACCUAUACCUUUUCAUAGCUAUUUUUAAAUGACCAUCCAUUAAUCCUUUUAUUGUGUCCCCUUAACUUUGCACAAUGUAUCUCUGGUAUACUCCCAAAACCCUUCUCUCUCUCUUUGGGCGCUGACCGGACCUGCGUUGGUUGGCAUACAUUUCAAUAAUUAUAAUUCGUAUCGGCCCAGUUUGACCCUGAUUCAGAGGACCUCCGGCAAUAAAAGGUGCGUGCUUUGUGGACUGACAUCCCUUACACUUUUUCUAAUUAAACACAUAAUUAGUCAAUAUGCCUUUCAUUGAUCACAUGCACGCCACAUCCACGAAGCAAAACGGCUCUAGGCGUGCCUACUCUGACACAUGUAUGACCUUCAUGACAUGACGUGUGGCGAGCCUCGUCUGGGAAGGUAUUUGUACUAAGUGCAACGCUGAGGAAAUAACUCUCCACCCCAUCAGAGCCACGCAUGACGGGAUAAGGCAAUGAUACAUACUGGGAAGGCCUGUUUUCAACAGUGAUGGCACAACUAGGCUCGCUCCUAGACACGCAUUUCUCGAUACGUCCACACGUUCCAUCGGUAAUCUAUGGUUGGGACUACUUGUUUUGCAGUCAAGUUAUAGCAUAUUUUAGGAGUUAUAACGUAACUAUGUAUUUAUAUAAUAAUUGUAAGUAAUUAUUGCAAUUAUUAACUGUUACUGUCAUAUUAUGUUUUUAAGCUAGUCAUUAUAAUAUAUUAUAAAUGAUGAUCUUCCUAGUCGCUUUAAUGUUAAAUUAUUUUUUAAUGUAAGAACUUCCAUUGUAACGCCAAUGGGAACUUUAAAUAAGUAUAUUUCUAAAGAAAGACUUAAUCGUAUAUGUGUUGUAAGGAUUGUAGCGAAACCCGCUUAUUCAUAAUACUAAAUGAGCCUAACUGAACUGUUUUUAACUAAACUACUCUUUCGCCUCUUUUUGUCAUAAUGUGUUAACGCUGUGAUGAAAAGAGACAGGACAGUUAAAACGGUGCAAUUAGACUUGUUAUUUUGUAUCAAUAAUAGGGGUACUGUGUAGUUAGUUCAAUAUUUGCUUCAAUGAGUCCAUACGUCUAACAUUCCAAUACAUAUUUAGUCAGUAAUACUCCUCAUGUUUGUUUAAGUACAAAUCUAUUCUUGCAUUGUGUUCGUCUUUUUAACGUGGUAGAAAAAACCUGAAAGCGCUGGUCUUUUUAUUGUUUAUAAUAAUUUAAGUAUCAACCCUUGUAAAUAUUAGUUGCAAUUAAGUUGGGUAAAUUACAAAAUGUGAGUAGAGCA
Molecule: messenger RNA, 3707 nt
Organism: Pieris brassicae (large cabbage white)
Lineage: Eukaryota; Metazoa; Arthropoda; Insecta; Lepidoptera; Pieridae
Product: palmitoyltransferase ZDHHC16
Exons: 5
Coding region: 84-1229 (381 amino acids)
Biological process (GO): protein palmitoylation
Cellular component (GO): Golgi apparatus
Molecular function (GO): palmitoyltransferase activity
Source: RefSeq, a predicted model, not a curated record